This is a messenger RNA of Notechis scutatus (mainland tiger snake), 1147 nucleotides long. Lineage: Eukaryota; Metazoa; Chordata; Lepidosauria; Squamata; Elapidae. The record is from RefSeq and is a predicted model, not a curated record.
UCCCUGUUGUUGCCAUGGAAACAGCUUGGCUUGUGACAAUCCGGCGCAGCGGCAGCCACAAAGCUCAAAAUGAACAGAAAGAAGCUGCAGAAGCUUACCGAAUCCCUGUGCAAAUCCGCUAAACAUUUUAAUAAAUUUGAAGUGGAAUGUCUCAUAAAACUUUUCAACAACCUGGAUGUGGAACCCAGCGACCGUCAUGCUGUUGUUGGUUUAGAUCGCAACUCAUUUCGCAAUAUUCUACAUGUGACAUUUGGAAUGACAGAUGACAUGAUUAUGGACAGAGUGUUCCGUGCUUUUGACAAAGACAAUGAUUCCUGUGUCAGUGUAACAGAAUGGGUAGAAGGCUUAUCAAUAUUUCUUCGAGGGACUUUAGAAGAAAAGAUGAAAUAUUGCUUUGAGGUUUAUGACCUGAAUGGUGAUGGAUAUAUUUCACGAGAGGAAAUGUUUCAUAUGCUGAAGAACAGUCUGCUAAAACAGCCAUCUGAGGAAGAUCCCGAUGAAGGAAUUAAAGAUUUAGUUGAAAUAACACUGAAGAAAAUGGACUAUGAUCAUGAUGGCAAAGUCUCUUUUGUGGAUUUUGAAAGGGCGGUAAGAGAUGAAAAUCUCCUUUUAGAAGCAUUUGGACCAUGUUUACCUGAUGUGAAGGUUUUUGACGCUUCUGGAAAAAUAUGUCAUCAAAUAGUAAUGUGAUGACUUAUGGUGUAGGAACUCUUACAAUAAAUUUCUUGUAAUGAAUUUUUGAAUUAAUGCAAUUAAAAAACAUUUUAUUGCAGAUAUAUUAAUGUCUAAUUGUUAUAUAAACUUCCUAACUACAUGCAUUUCUGUAAAAUGUUCUGUAAAGUGUUUCAAAAUAAAUGUCUUUUAUGUUUAUGAACUAUUUGAUAAUGGAACAGAGCAUUAUAUGAAACGAAAAUAUUGACGUACAGUAAAGACCCAGAGAAUGAUGCAACUAGCUUCACAUAGUUAGGGAAGGCUUUUAUUUUUUAUUUCUCAAAAAGCAGAAAUUUGGCAAAUAAUUUUAAUAAAUUGUGACAUAACAUGAUUAUUACAUCUCUUUAUAUAAAAUACAAGGGGGCAAAUAAGCCUAAUAUUCCUGGCUUGUAUUUUCCCCACAGGUUUAACCCUGUGAGGGGGGUUGGGCUGAAAG